Pantherophis guttatus is the source of this 766-nucleotide messenger RNA. RefSeq names its product C-type lectin lectoxin-Phi1-like. The record is from RefSeq and is a predicted model, not a curated record. Lineage: Eukaryota; Metazoa; Chordata; Lepidosauria; Squamata; Colubridae.
GAUCUAAAUCUUCUUCUCUCGGACUGGAUUACCCUUUGAAGGUCUGGAAAUGCUUCUCAUCACUUGCUUCAUCUUUGGCCUUUUGGGCAGCCUUACCUGGGCAGAGGAUCCAAAGGCUCGGACUGCCUGCCCUUCUGGCAGCUUUGCCAAUAAAGAGCAAAGCCAGUGGUAUUGCUACAAGUUCUAUGAAGAUGUCUUCACCUUUCAAGAGGCUGAGGAAGAGUGUCAGUUCAAAUGCAAAGGUCAUUUAGCAUCUUUCACAAGUGACGCCCAGGCAAGAUAUGUCAACGCCUACAUCUCUAAAGAAAACCUAGAAAAGAAUUGGGUCUGGAUUGGGCUACAACGACUUCCAACAUCCGAUAUGAAUACUGGAUGGCGCUGGAACGAUGGGACACGAUCCAGUUAUACCAGGUGGCGCUCUGGAGACCCCAACAAUAUGGAUAAAAAUGAGUUUUGCGUUGCUCUCUCUCCUCAGACUGAGCACUUGAAAUGGGUUGAUAUAGACUGUAAUAAGAAACUUCCUUUUCUCUGCAAAUGGAGACCCGCUUAAGCCAAGUCUGCAGAUGGAGUUAGAGGGGCUCCCCACUGAUUGGAAAGCUGAGCUGAGAUCUUGCAGUUCCAUCUUCUUCAUGUGCAAAACCUCUUUUCCACAAAGACCAUCUGAACAUCAAGCAGUUGGUUCCUCUCUGUCCUCUAGACUUGCUUCUCUUCCCCUCUUUCUGAAGAACUUGCCCCCCCCCCUUGAUAAUAAAGUCUAUUGCUCUGC